Desarmillaria tabescens is the source of this 4293-nucleotide messenger RNA. RefSeq lists its product as uncharacterized. Gene Ontology annotation, biological process: phosphorelay signal transduction system; protein autophosphorylation. The transcript has 29 exons. The coding region runs from base 1 to 4293 and encodes 1430 amino acids. The record is from RefSeq and is a predicted model, not a curated record. Gene Ontology annotation, cellular component: plasma membrane. NCBI's taxonomy places the organism in Eukaryota, Fungi, Basidiomycota, Agaricomycetes, Agaricales, Physalacriaceae. Gene Ontology annotation, molecular function: phosphorelay sensor kinase activity; histidine phosphotransfer kinase activity.
AUGUCGCAGUUGGCACCACCAAUACUUGACUUUGCUCCUGGUGUCCGUUCGUCAGAGAUGGGAAGGCUCCAUCUUGGCUUCGAUUGGGCGUCGACGCCGCUUGGACCCAUGCAUGCCUGGCCUCAGUCACUCAAGUCCGUUGUGUCCAUGAUGCUCUCGAAUCCGUCACAGUCAUGUAUUUUCUGGGGACCAGAACGCACACUUCUCUACAAUGAAGCUUGGGCUAAGGGAUCUGCAUCGAAACAUCCUCACAUGCUUGGAAAACCGGGAAGAAUCGCUUUUAGUGAGAUAUGGGAGACCUUUUCCAAGCACUGCGACGCAGUCUAUCAAGGACAAACAGUCAGCCGAACGGACGACUUGCUUUUCUUUGACUCCAAAUCUGGACAGGAGGUUGCGCACGGUUCAGUGUCAGUGCCGACUGAAGAUGAUUCCAUGCCCGACCUUAUCGAAACCUACUAUACCUGGUCCUAUGUCCCCGUCGAAAUCGAAGAUGGAACCGUAGGAGGUAUAGUGAAUAAUUGCAUGGAAACCACAAGCAAGGUGCUUUCAGAACGCCGUAUGAGGAUCGUCCGGGCUCUAGCAGAACGAUGUGCUCCCGCCAGAACCUCUCAUGACGUAUGGGAAGCUGUUUUGGAAGUGCUGGAGGAGAAUGCGGUUGAUUUUCCUUAUGUCCUGUGCUAUACCGGUUACACGGCAUCCACUGACGGGUCAUCAAAUGCUGACACACACUCAGAGCGAACCAACAGUGACAUUUCACACACGUCUCAUGUUACUUACCUCAAACUCAUUGGGUCGAUUGGUGUUGAGCCUGGGCAUCCUAUAGCCUCACCUCAGGAAGUGGAACUUUCUCCGGAUAAGUCCCAGCAAGGUCAUUGGCCUUUUGUCGAAGCAUGUAGCGGCCGCGAAUCCCUUAGGGCACCAAAUCCAUGUCCUCAUCUAUUUGAAGCUAGAGGAUGGGAGGAUGCUACCGGCGAUGCCAUCUUAGUGCCAUUGUGUACUUCUUAUGAUUGCGUACCUAUGGGUUUAAUGGUUUUCGGUUUGAAUACGCGGCGGCCGUACGAUGAUGAUUACUCUGGUUUUCAUCACACAAUUGUCAGAAAUUUGAUGGCAGCUCUCUCAGCUACGCAGAGCUUUGAGCAAGAGGUUCAGCGUGCUGACGAACUACGUGCUCUUGACCGAGCGAAAACAACAUUCUUUCAAAACGUUUCUCAUGAAUUGCGAACUCCUCUCACUCUCAUUCGCGCCCCUUGUGAUGACGCUCUUAAAGCCGACCGUGGAUCUCUCGAUCCUAUCAAUAGAACUCGAUUCAAACUAAUAUAUCGUGCUAGCGGGCGAUUACUUCGACUCGUCAAUUCACUGAUGCUGUUCUCUAGCGCCGAAGCAAGGAGGCUGCAGGCGUGCUUUUGCCCUGUCAGAUUAGGCCCGGCAACAGCUGAUAUGGCUUCCCUGUUUCGAUCUGCGAUUGAAAAAGCGGGAAUCGAUUACAAUGUCACAUGUGGCGACAGUGCUGAUGAGCGUAUUGCAUACAUAGAUCUUGGGAUGUGGGAAAAAAUUGUUUUCAAUCUUUUGUCGAACGCUGUGAAAUACACAAAAUCGGGACAUAUCAACCUCGAUCUAGCAUACACGUCUUCCGAGGUUGUUUUGAGUGUCGAAGACACAGGUUGCGGCAUUCCCGAAGAUCAGCUGGAUAAAAUCCUUUUGCGAUUCCAUCGCGUAGAGGCUUCGGAUGGGAGAACUAUCGAAGGAACUGGAAUUGGUCUUGCCCUGACCAAUGAGCUGGUCAAGAUGCAUCAGGGCACGAUUACCGUCAGGAGCACAAUGGGUUGUGGCAGCGUUUUCACUGUGGUAAUACCGCUCGGAUGCGACCAUCUACAGGAGAAAGAUGUCAACCACGACUUCGAUCCUUCCUCUGGAAUGGCACUAUCUGGAACUGGCUCAUAUGCAGCCGGUAUUGUCGAAGAAGCGGCGGGUUGGCUGGGAGAAGAUUCAGACACAUCCUCACAGCUGAGCCACGCUUCUUCAACCGAUGCUAUUAUAACGCCCCAACUGUUCACCGUUUUGUUGGCCGAGGAUAAUGCUGAUGCUCGCUCUUACAUAAAGUCGAUUCUUCUGAACGCUGUUCAAAAUGUCGUCGGCGUCUCUGACGGUCAGGCUGCGCUAGAUUAUAUUCAUACACGGGAGCGGCCAGAUCUCAUCGUGACCGACGUUAUGAUGCCACGGAUGACUGGAACUGAGCUGCUUCAGAAAUUAGCGGACGACCCAGAUCCUAAUGUUCAGGCUAUCCCUGUCAUAGUUCUCAGCGCUCGUGCGGGGUCAGAGGAUCCACCUGAUAGUAUUUUUAGGGGCGCUGUGGAUUUCCUGCUGAAGCCAUUCAGCUCGUCCGAGUUACUUAACCGUGUUCAAACUCGACUCCAUACACUGAAACAGAGGCACGAGCUCGAGAAACAAGUACGAGAUCGGACCUUUGAACUCAAGUUGACACAGCAGCGCUACCAGCGCAUGAGUGAACUAUCGCCUGUUGCCAUCUUCGAAACAGAUGAUGCGGACCACGGUUUGAUUACCUAUGCUAACGAGCGGUUUUUUAAACUUACUGCGUUACCUCGGACUCUGCCUUUGGCAUUCAAAUCUAUCAUAGACCAAUCAGCGCCGGAAACCCAAGAGGCGGUUACCAAAGCUUGUCUCGACGUACCCAUUAUUAGUGGCGAACCCGUCCAGUUUGAUGCAGUAUUUGCAAACGGGAAAAACGCGUUCGUUGAGGUUAUCGCCCUCAGUGAUGGACGGCUACUUGGCACACUGACGGAUCAGACGGAGCAACGGCGGAUUGCUGCUGAGCAACUGAGUGAAGAGCGUGCGAAAGCGGAUAAGGCAGUUCAUCAACGACGAUUGCAAGAGGCAUUCAUUGACAUCGUGUCGCACGAACUGCGAAAUCCACUGAGCGCUAUCGUACAAAGCGCAGAGCUUCUCUCUGGGUCUGUCGCUCGACUGCAAGAGAUCAUAUAUGCAUUGCAAAACAUGAAUAGCAAUCACGAUGCAGAAAAAUUUUUCGAGGAAGGUAACAUCGAACUCAGAGAUGCGAAUCAUGCAGUAUCUUCCGUUGCACUUUGCGCUCGUCAUCAAACGAUCAUCGCUGCUGAUAUCCUCGCCGUUUCUCGACUGGAUAGCAAUCUCUUAAGUGUCAGUCCUGUAACGUUUCACUUACUAGAGGAACUUCAGGCUACAUUGGACAUGUACUCCGUGCAAGUUGCGGCGCAGUCCGUCAAUUUGAGGCUGGCUGUCAGUGGUGAUAUUGGAAGAGAAACCUGUAUCAUAGCGGAUCCCACUAGGUUCUGCCAGAUACUGGUGAACUUAAUUUCUAAUUCUUGCCGAAUAUUAGAAUCAUGGGACGGGGAACGUAGCGUUCGCUUACACGUAGCCCUCUCUCCCAAACGUCCUUUCGGUACAGCGAUAUCACCUGCGAUGGAACACGACUCGUCAUGUGUCUAUCUCUCCUGCAAGCUCUCUGAUUCUGGUCCCGGGAUCCCUUUAGACGACCAAGCGCGUUUGUUCACACGCUUCAAUGACGUGCAUACUGGCGACGGGGUGAGGAGGUCCGGUAGUAUUGGCGGGACUGGCUUAGGUUUGUACUUGUGCAAGAAGCUUGCCGAGCUUCAGGGAGGACAGAUACAGCACUCAGGCGCUCCUGGCGAAGGCGCGGCGUUUCAUUUUUUCAUUGAGGCUAGGAAGGCUCCCGAUGCUCCGUGUACCGGUAAUGUCAGCCCGAAACGACUGCCGAAAACCCUGAACAGUGUUGCGCUCAAUGGCACCGCGGGCUUAAAGAGUGUGUCACAGCUUUCACUACAAACAUCUUUACCUUCCGGAGCUUUGGCAUUAUCACCGAACUCCAGAGCAAAGCUGGCUGUUCUUAUCGUCGAAGAUAACCCAAUUAACCAGAUGCUACUGAGACGACAGCUCGAGAAGGCCGGGUUUCAUGCUGCGACAGCAAAUAACGGGCUGGAAGCGCUUGAGUACCUUGAGUCAUGUAUCGCCGAUACAAGCAAGCGGUAUCCUUCUGUCGUCCUUAUGGAUCUGGAAAUGCCCGUCUUGGAUGGACUGGAUGCGGCAGGACGCAUUAGGGAUUGGGAAAAGACCGGCAGGCUGCCAGGACCACGGUUAUGCGUAUACGCAAUCACGGGGAAUGCGCGACAGGGCCAGGUGGAUGCCGCCUUAGGAGCGGGGAUGGACAGGGUGUACAUUAAACCCUACAAGUUGGCGGAGAUCAUUGAAAGGAUUGAAGAGGAGGGUAUGCCUCGCUGA